UGGUACCGAGCUUACAUGGAGCAGCAUUCCCGUAUACUGAAGCACGCGUCGCCUAGCUAUAAAUACUUCCUGCUCCCGCAUCCCUUCGGCAAGCAAAGCAAGCACUUGUCUCUCAUCGAUCUCAAGUCUCAACAGCCACACGCACAUCACGCACACAGGAGGGAUAUGGAGCACUGCUACCAGUACAACAGCGUGAUGAGCAGCAACGUGGAGACGACGAAGGAGAAGAGGCCGCCGCUGAGGAGGGGCAGCGUCAAGCUCCAGAUCGUCAAGACCCUCGGCAACCUCGUGGCGCCGAGCAACGGCAACGGCAGCGACGACUCCAAGCAAGCGGGUCGCAGCAGCGGCUUCACAAUCACAAGCUAGGGAACGAAGCUACAACUGAAAUGAAAUAUAUAAACAGUAUCGUCGUCUUUACAUAGAUGUCGAUGAUCGACCUUGUAUCUGAACUUUGCUUUGAGAGGUUUUCUUAGCUUUGGACUCGCUUUGUUUAGAUAGAUGUCGAUCGACCUGGAACUGUAUGAUAAGUUUGUUCCAUGUGUUUUGUUUUGGCUCAACUCUGCUCAUGCAAAGUGUAGUACCAACUAUCAACGCAUCCUUCAUCUGUUCGUCUGAAGGAAGGGAUAGAAAUUCUGUUUAAUACCUUGUUUA
Sorghum bicolor (sorghum) is the source of this 651-nucleotide messenger RNA. RefSeq lists its product as uncharacterized. Bases 16 to 366 code for a protein of 116 amino acids. NCBI's taxonomy places the organism in Eukaryota, Viridiplantae, Streptophyta, Magnoliopsida, Poales, Poaceae. The transcript has a single exon. The record is from RefSeq and is a predicted model, not a curated record.